This is a messenger RNA of Xylaria bambusicola, 2754 nucleotides long. RefSeq lists its product as uncharacterized. The record is from RefSeq and is a predicted model, not a curated record. The transcript has 2 exons. Lineage: Eukaryota; Fungi; Ascomycota; Sordariomycetes; Xylariales; Xylariaceae. The coding region runs from base 128 to 2233 and encodes 701 amino acids.
GGCGUUACCCCUUGUAUCAGUGCUGAUGCUUUUCAGCCCGUAGUCUUCUUGAAAGCUUCAGAUAAGCCUCUCCGUCACUGUCAGAGGCUUCGUCUUAGUUCUAAUAUCGUGUAAUGACAACUACAACAUGGCCGGUCCCCUUUCGAUAGCCAGCGGCGCUCUUUCAGCUAUCGCUGCGACCAAGCAAACCGUGACUGUAAUUUACAAGUUUAUCCGAGACUGCAAAGAAGCUCGAUCAGAUCUAACCCGGAUCACGAGGGAGUUAUCGGAGCUCACACUAAUACUUGAGCUUAUAAGAGAUGAGAAUACCUCAAUCACGAAGGACUGCUUGCCCAAUGCACUACAAGUGCAGGUUCAGGCUAUGCUGGCCAGUUGCACUACUACCGUCCAACAGAUCGAAGAGACCCUUGUGAAAUGUCGCGGUAAACCCGGGCCGCUUCUCUGGACGAUGUUCGAGAAAGACAAAGUGACGACAUUGAAGGGCUCCCUCGAAGCGUUCAAGAGCGGCCUUAGUCUCGCGCUUGAAACUGUCAAUCUAUCUAUAUCACGAGAAAUCAAGAACAACACAGAGAUGAUUCAAGACACUACUGUUGAGAUCAAACACGACACCAAUCAAAUACUAAAUGAGAUCUAUAAAUUACGAGGACAGCUCCCACCUGCCCCGUCGUCAGAUCCAGAACACCAUCGGCUUGAACAGUGGCUCGAUAAUUUGACUCAUUAUGCGGAAACUAUCGUGGCUGGUGAAGAGCGUAAUGAGAUCUCAGAUGCGGAUGACCUCAUUGGGCAUACUGGAGCCCUAUGGGAGUCAGACAACUCUGCGGCUAUCUCUACACAGCCGUCUGAAGUUACGAGCAGGCAAGAUCCUUUGGCAACGACUAGGCGGGCUCCUGCGGCAGCCACUGGAAAAGCACCUAUAUCUACCUCUAGCGACGAAGGUUGGACUGGCACUGAAGAUGAUAGUGUAAAGCAUGCACCAAAACCGUCGAGAGCGCAUUCUCCGAAGAUCAAAGAGUCGGCAAUCAAGAAGCAGAACCAGAGCAACCGGGAAUCGAACCAGCUACCCUCCUCUAUCACAUUCUCCUCUGACACACUCUGCUCGCCAUGCAGCUCUAAGCCUGUGGCCCAGGACUACUGCGCAGCCCUAGAUCUUUGGGUUACUCUACACGAGGAUCUUGUCAUCAGACUCUGGUCAGCCCACGCAGGGAAACUCCGCGUGUUUUUACCAGCUCUUCAAGAUGUUUAUUACGAAACACGCUCAAGUGUUGUGAAAUUGAUGGGCUUGAAUGCAUCUGUGCUUUUCUGCCCUACAAGGCCUGAGCUUAUCCUCGUGGAAAUACACCGUUCCAAGAUGGAGGUAUGGGACUGGGAGAAAGGGGUCCGUAUUCAGACGCCGGAGAGAUUCAUCAUCAAAGGUACGAUGUCUUGGAGUACGCUGUCUUGGACGCGUUUUGUCCCACAGUCUACCAUCAUUUACGUGCGCACCUCCGACAACUACCUCAAGCUUGUGGAUCUUGUUGCGCCUUCGAAACUUUGGAAGAUAUCCCUUGCAGAGGUGUUGAGAUCGGUGUACAAGUCAGUGACAUCGGAAUACCUAGUCGAAAUGGUGAGGUUUGUUUCUGAAAGCGAGAUCUUCGUUCUGGGUAAAAGGCACCCCCCAGCAUUGGGAUUUUGGCGUGCCAGGUCACAACGGCACGCACGGGCGGGUUGGCUUAUUCAGCUCCCCGUGGUUUCAACCGAUGAACUCGGGGGAAGAGCGUCCCUGAGCACAAAAUAUAGUAUCACCGUUAUGAGCGGUUCUGAAGCUACCGCGCAUUACGCAAUACCCCAGGGACUCAUAUCCGUGUCUCAUUUGACUACGAUUGGCGAUAAGCGAUGGCUGACAGUUUCCGGGACCUGGAAGUUACGUGGGAGUGAAGGGAAGACCACACUCAAAAGGACCCAAAUCAUCAACUUGGAUACGGGCACCCCUGUGUCGAACUGGAAUGUGCCCUGGUUGUGUGCAGUGCAUCCAUACAAGUUUGCCAUCUUGGGCCCAACGAGUGAGAGCGCCAGUGUGAUCAACCUGGAAGACUUAAGCGAAUUAGGAACACUCCCGUCUGGGUGGCACUUUAGCCCCUCAAAUACUGACAAGAUCGCUCUCAUAAGAUACGUGAAUUCGAACAUUGAGUUCAGGAUGGUAGACGUCGUCUUAGAGAAACCUGCAAGGCAACGGCAACUACUACCACAGAACUGACGUGCAGCACUACACCACAUCACUACCAUAUGAUAAAGCAAGCGUAUCAAAAAUUUCCCUUCGUCUCGCACGCCUCUCUAACUCACUUGCUCGAAUAGCGAGAAUCAACACUCUCAAGAGCGGGGCCAUCCAUCACAUGAACAUAUUUUCUAAUAUUAGACGACAUCCUGGGUCUACCUUGUACGAGGCCAUUGUGGUAACUUAUAUAUGAUCAAAUGGCUUAUAAAAAGCCUCACGGGAAGAACCACCUGUUGGGAUACUUAGCACCUUAAGACUAAUUCCAGUCAUUUCAAAACGUUGGAUUCCAUGCCGGGUAUUACGGUGCGUAUGGAGCAGCACAUACACGAGAGUAUAUUCCACGUUCUGGGAAUGACUUGACUUGGACGGAAGCUCACAGAAGGCAAAGCGCGAAAAUUACGGGAAAUUCCUGGGUUUGUUAGCUUUCUCCUUUAUCCGGAACAUGCGAGCUCGGAGAAGGACGCUCCUGUGAUAUUCGCAAGCCUACUCAACUUUACCAUUCU